GCUCGCGGGUCUUGAAGCGUCGCAAUUCUGUUAAACGCGCGCCGCCCAGCAUGAACCGACUUCUUCUCGUCGCGUUGUUAAUAUACACCGUCUUGGCCAAGUCAUGUAUCAUUCACGACAAGAAGGGAAAACCGGACAUUCGAGUGAUCGAACUGGAGGACUCCAGCACAGACUCCAGCGAAUCAGAAAUCGUAUCUCUACAUCUCCCAGACUUCGACAGACGAAGAAGGGAGAUCGUCGAGUCGGAUAAACGGCAGGCACGUCAAUUCUGCAAAAACGAUGAUGAUUGCGGUCCGGGAGUAGUCUGUGUAGCACAUCUGUUCUGCGUAAAGGGAACGUGGCGAACUGUAGACUCUGUAGAAGCGACCACUCUCUCAACCAGUUAAAAAUUGGACGACGCAGGAAAGAGGUGACAGCGUCUCUGUGCAUGACGACAGUGUGCCGAUAAAAUUUCCCGCCUCGCCGAACAAUAAGCGCGCUCGGCAUCAAUCGAAUGAUCGAUUUCCCAUCAUCGCCAAUAUCCAGCGGAUAUCUGUUUGCUUAUCUGUACUUCGCGCGCCGAUGAAAUUUUCCCCCCGCUGUACAUCCAUCCAUUGUCCACGCAUGAAUAUAACAUAAACCCGAAAAAAAAAAUUGGACAUUUAAUGGCGACUCGGCCGCGGCCGCGGGACGCAUGUAGUAAAGCGGUUAAGUUACAUUUUACACGCGGAUUCGGAACGCUAGCGAGACGUAUACGACCGGCUUAAAAGCUCCCCGCCCCUUCCCCGCCUUCAAAUGAAAAAAAAACAAACAGUAUCGUCGGGGAAACAUAUGGCGCCGUACGAUAGGGACUCAUUAACGGCAGAGAAACGGAGCAAUGCGAGUGAGGAGCCAUAAGAAAGGAGGGUUAGCCCUCUCGUCGUCGUAAAUUUUGUGGGAACAACCGCUUUCGCCUGCAAGCUCUGCUCGCAGCCCCCCGCCCCCCCCCCCCGCAACCGCAACACCGAUCGAAACGGUGGCGCCGUCGAAAAAUCUUACUGUGCAUUAGAGAUUUACACUCGAAAUCAAUUAGCUCCUAAUUGACACGGAUGAGACCGCGCGAGCCACGCGAGUUUAUUGGAAAACCAUCGGACAUUGGCGACGCCGCCGAUCAUGGGAGCUGGUCUCGGUGUCGCUCGGGGGGAGAGAUUGUCGUCAGGCACGAGAGACAUUCGACAUAGGCGAAAACUUCUGCCGCAGCAUAAGUAGUGGAGUCUCCUAUUAUGAGACAGGCUCCUAAUACAAUAUAGCGGAGUUUCCGCUAGAUCAUCUGU
Molecule: messenger RNA, 1292 nt
Organism: Vollenhovia emeryi
Lineage: Eukaryota; Metazoa; Arthropoda; Insecta; Hymenoptera; Formicidae
Exons: 4
Coding region: 51-386 (111 amino acids)
Source: RefSeq, a predicted model, not a curated record